UGACAUGAACAGAGCUAAGCCCUACCACUACACAAAUUGUUGCGUCCAAAUGCUGCCUCCACUGUUCAAAUCCCCCCAAAUUCCCCCCUUUUAUCCAAUCUAAAUCCAGCGAAAUCUAUCUUUCCCGAUAAUAACAACAAAUAAAGAUAAGGAAAGGGCGAGUUGGAAUCUUGGGGUGGUUUGUCAUUGGGCCCAAGAACCCGAAGAACACAUGGAUUGGGAAGACAUGGAAGGGCACUAGAAGCAGUGGGGAUGAGAGGAGGAAGAAGAAGCUGGUGGCCCAUCGAGGUUACCAGCGGCGGGGAAGAGACCAGGCGGGGGCGGAGAUGCGCGGGGAAGAUGGCGGCGGCGAGUUUGGGCCUCCGGCAGCGGGGUUUACCACUUCGCUCCCCCGUUCACAUCUGCCGCGUCGCCGUGGGAACGUCAAAGAUUCGUCCUUGACUGCUGUCAGCGCUAAACACGAUAAUGGGGAGAUGGGGCGUGAAGGCAUCAUCAGAGUGGAACAUCAGUGGCGAGCCCUGCAGUGGUGUAGCCUCAGACGUUUCUGACUGGGAUAACUACCCAAAAAACCCUGCCAUCAAGUGUGACUGCUCUUUCAAUAACAACACCAUCUGUCAUAUUAUCAAACUGAGGGUAUAUGAGUUGAACAUUGUUGGUCAAAUACCUGCAGAGCUACAGAAUCUUACCUAUCUACAGGACCUGAACCUGAACCACAAUUACUUGACUGGUGCCAUUCCAUCAUUCAUUGGAAAAUUUACUUUCAUGAAAUAUCUGGGCUUGGGUUUCAAUCCACUGUCUGGACAACUGCCAAAGGAACUCGGGAACCUCACCAAUCUCCUCUCGUUGGGCAUUAGCCUGAACAACUUUACUGGAGAACUUCCUGAAGAACUGGGCAACUUGACCAAACUUGAGCAGUUGUACAUUGAUAGUUCUGGAUUCAGUGGUCCGUUCCCUUCGAUGAUUUCCAAGCUUAAGAAUCUGAAGUUCCUGAAAGCUUCAGACAAUGAAUUCACAGGGAAAUUACCAGAUUACUUGGGGAGCUUGACUAAAUUGGAAGAUCUGACUUUCCAAGGAAAUUCUUUUGAAGGACCAAUACCUGCAAGUUUGUCUAAUCUGACCAAAUUAACAAAUCUACGGAUUGGCGAUAUUGUAAAUGGCAGCUCUUCAUUGGCAUUCAUCAGUAAUCUGACAUCUUUAAGCCACUUGGUAUUAAGGAACUGCAGGAUAUCUGGCAAUCUUGAAGCAGUAGAUUUUUCUAUAUUUCCAACAUUGACCUUGCUGGACUUGAGUUUUAACAAUAUCACAGGCCAAGUUCCUCAGUCCAUCCUGAAUCUGGGGGCUCUUCAAUUUCUGUUUCUCGGGAAUAAUAGCCUUAAAGGAAGUUUGCCUGAUGCUAUAAGCUCUUCAUUAAAAGCGGUAGAUUUUUCCUACAACUACCUCACUGGAACGUUUCCUUCCUGGGCUACUCACAAUAAUUUGCAAUUGAAUUUGGUGGCAAACAACCUUGUUCUUGGCAGCACCAAAAGCAGUAUACCUGCAGGAUUAAACUGCCUCCAGCAGGACACUCCUUGUUUCCUUGGAACUCCCAAAUAUUAUUCCUUUGCGGUUGACUGUGGUGGUAAUAUAUCAACUGAGGGCUCAGAUAAUACUAUAUAUGAAGCAGAUGCUACAGACCUUGGGUAUGCAUCAUACUAUGUUACUGAUCAAACAAGAUGGGGUGUUAGCAAUGUAGGAAACUUCUUCCAAGCCACAAAUGGGAUGAACAUAAUAUAUAGCUCUCAGGAUUUUCAGAAUGCAGUUGACUCAAAAUUGUUUGAGACUGCAAGGAUGUCAGCAUCUUCGCUUAGAUACUAUGGGUUUGGACUUGAGAAUGGAAAUUACACAGUUAGGCUUCAAUUUGCAGAGUUUGCUUUUCCAGACACGAAGACUUGGCUAAGCUUAGGAAGGAGAGUUUUUGACAUAUAUGUUCAGGGAGCUUUGAAAGAAAAGAAUUUUGAUAUAAGGAAGACAGCUGGUGGAAAAUCUUUUACCACAAUUAAUAGGACUUACACGGCAACAGUGUUAAAAAACUUCCUUGAGAUACAUCUCUUCUGGGCUGGCAAGGGCACUUCUGCCAUACCUACGCAAGGUUACUAUGGACCAAUGAUCUCGGCAUUAAGUGUCACUCCAAAUUUUACUCCAACUGUGCGAAAUGGUGUACCAAAGAAUGGAAUCAAAGCAGGCACAAUUGCUGGAAUAUUGACUGGGGUGUCAGUUAUAGGACUAGCAGGCUUAUUUGGAAUUUUUAUGUGGAUAAAGAAGCGCAGAAUGGCACAACAGAACGAAGAACUGUAUAACCUGGUUGGACGACCAGAUGUCUUUAGUAACACUGAACUCAAGCUAGCUACAGACAAUUUUAGUUCUCAGAACAUUAUUGGGGAAGGCGGAUACGGGCCAGUCUAUAAGGGUAAGCUACCGGAUGGAAGAGUUAUAGCUGUGAAACAACUUUCUGAAUCAUCUCAUCAGGGGAAAAGCCAAUUUGUGACAGAGGUUGCAACAAUUUCUGCUGUGCAACACCGGAAUCUGGUAAAAUUGCAUGGAUGCUGCAUCGAUAGCAAAACACCCUUGUUGGUUUAUGAGUACCUUGAAAAUGGAAGCCUAGACCGAGCAAUCUUUGGACAUAGUAGCUUAAACCUAGACUGGGUGAUGCGCUUCGAGAUCAUUCUAGGCAUUGCAAGAGGCCUAAGUUAUCUUCAUGAAGAGUCGAGUGUGUGCAUUGUGCAUAGGGACAUCAAAGCCAGCAACAUAUUGCUUGACACUGCUCUGACCCCAAAGAUCUCUGACUUCGGACUUGCCAAGCUCUAUGAUGAGAAGCAAACUCAUGUGAGCACAAGAAUUGCGGGCACAUUUGGCUAUCUGGCUCCUGAGUAUGCAAUGAGAGGUCAUUUAACACAAAAGGCUGAUGUUUUUGCAUUCGGGGUGGUCAUGCUGGAGACUCUAGCUGGUCGAUCAAACACCAAUAGCUCCCUCGAGCAAAGCAAGAUCUAUCUCCUUGAGUGGGUCUGGGAACAGUAUGAAAAGGAGCAAGCUCUCCGAAUCCUUGACCCAAGUCUCAAGGAAUUCAACAGGGAUGAAGCUUUGAGAGUCAUCCGUGUCGCGCUGAUCUGCACACAGGGCUCACCGCAUCAACGGCCGCCGAUGUCGAAGGUCGUGGCAAUGCUCACCGGAGAAGUUGAAGCACCUGAGGUAUUCACGAAACCAAGCUACAUCACGGAGUCACAGAUGAUGGAUGGGAACUAUGCCACGAGCAGCUACUUAGGGUUUACAACUUCCACUGGCGGAACAAGCUUGAACCUUUGAUUCAUGAGUAGUCAUGAGGGAAGGUGAAUGCGAAAUUGAAUUGUGCAGGCGAUCGAUCUUAGGUUCAUGUGACAAUUUCGGAGGCUAUUUGUUCUUGGGUUAAAUUGCAUAUUUAUAGUUAAUCUAGGAGCAAAACUGUAAAUCUGUAAUAAAAUGUCUAAAAGUUUGUUGGCCACAGGACUACUUCAUUGGAACACAUGGGUUAUACACCAGGAAAUGUGGUGAACAAAUACCAUGGAUCUGAGAAACUUUAUAGGUCCAACCACCUUUACAUAUUUUGGUGGUUGGCAAAUUGAUUUUAUUUUCAUCUAA
Molecule: messenger RNA, 3651 nt
Organism: Oryza brachyantha (malo sina)
Lineage: Eukaryota; Viridiplantae; Streptophyta; Magnoliopsida; Poales; Poaceae
Product: probable LRR receptor-like serine/threonine-protein kinase At1g56140
Exons: 24
Coding region: 466-3339 (957 amino acids)
Biological process (GO): protein phosphorylation
Molecular function (GO): protein binding; protein kinase activity; ATP binding
Source: RefSeq, a predicted model, not a curated record